Molecule: messenger RNA, 5135 nt
Organism: Petromyzon marinus (sea lamprey)
Lineage: Eukaryota; Metazoa; Chordata; Hyperoartia; Petromyzontiformes; Petromyzontidae
Product: DDB1- and CUL4-associated factor 12
Cellular component (GO): Cul4-RING E3 ubiquitin ligase complex
Molecular function (GO): protein binding
Source: RefSeq, a predicted model, not a curated record
GGGGGCGGUGUGGGUGGGGGGCCGUGCCUGGGCCCAGUUGGUGACUGGGGCGCGAUCCCGCUGCCGAACGUUAGCGGGUGUCGAUUUCUUUUUUAAAUUAACUUCUUUCGGGGUCGUUGUUGUCGUUGUCCGAUUUUAAUAUACGUAUAAAAAACCACGAACAAAAAACCUCCACGCCGAUUAAAAUUAAAACUAAUGUCGGCGCUAGAGCGAGGCGGCCGCAAGAAUGACGAAACGCGCAGCUAGCAGGAAGCGUAAGCACUGCGCCGACGAGCAGUCUUGCUCGGAGGAGUUGUGCCCGAAGCGGUCACGCGUGCGGAGGCCACCCACUUCGCUUGUGAGCUUUGUGGAGAGCCGCCAGGCCGGCUCGGCCAGCGGCCACUCUGGCGGCGGUGGAGUUGGCAACGGGCUGGGCGGCUACACGGCCCAACGCCUGCCGUACCUCCUGCGCGAGCGUGAGUACAGCCUGGGCUCCCUCAACAAGGUGUUCGCGUCGCAGUGGCUCAGCCAUCGGCAGGUGGUGUGCGGAACCAAGUGCAACACGCUCUUUGUGCUGGACCUGGUGACGGGACGCCUCACCAAGAUCCCGACGCUGCGCGAUGGCGGCGCCGGUGUUGGGGGCGCCGCUGGAAUCGGCGGCGCUGCCGUGGGUGGAGGAGGAGGAGGAGUUGGCGCUGAACCGGAGCACCCGGGCUGCGGGAUUCACGCGAUCGAGAUCAACCCGUCUCGCACGCUGCUCGCGACGGGCGGCGCUAACCCCAACAGCCUCGCCGUGUACCGCCUGCCCACGCUGGACCCCGUGUGCGUCGGAGACGGUGGACACAAGGACUGGAUCUUCUCCAUCGCCUGGGUCAGCGACAGCUUCGUUGUCACAGGCUCGCGAGACGGCUCCAUGGGCCUGUGGGAGGUUGGCGACGAGGCGCUGGCGGCAGCGUCGGCGAAGGCGGCGGCGGAGGAGGAGGAGCAGUCCGUCCCCGGCUACUGCCACGUGGGCCCUCGCGCCCUAGAGGACAUCCCAGCUCACUACAUCAACCCCUUCACGUGCAAAGUGCGCGCCCUCGCCUUCAAUUGCAGCCAGCAGGAGCUUGGAGCGGUCUCGCUGGACGGGUAUUUUCACUUGUGGAAGACCGAAAACAGCCUGGACAAGAUCAUGUCGCGGAAGCUGGCGCACUGCCGAGAGAACGUGUGCCUGGCGUACGGGCACGAGUGGUCGGUGUACGCCGUGGGCUCGCAAUCGCACGUGUCGCUGCUCGAUCCGCGCACCACCCAGGGCCCGCGCUCCGUCAACUCGCGCGAGAAGGGCAGCGGCAUCCGGUCGGUGAGCUUCUACGAGCACGUCAUCACGGUGGGCACGGGGCAGGGCUCCGUGCUCUUCUACGACAUCCGCGCGCAGAAGUUCCUGGAGCGGGCGGCGUCUGGGGGCGAGGGCAGCGCCCGCGGCAGCAAGGAGUUGAAGCCCAAGUACUGCGACGUGCUCAAGCUGUCGACGGCGCGUGGCUGGCUGAACCACGACGACACGUGGCGCGACUACUUCUCCGACAUGGACCACUUCCCCAACGCGGCGUACACGCACUGCUACGACGCGUCAGGCACCAAGCUCUUCGUGGCGGGCGGCCCACUGCCCUCUGGGCUGCACGGCAACUACGCCGGCCUGUGGGACUGAGCGCCGAUGGGCGGCGCUGGAUUCGCCGGCUCACGGCGCUCCGCCGCGGGGCGAGCGGGCGCUCGCCCGGCCGCCCCGCUCGGCGCCGCCAACAGGCGCCGACCGCUUCGCCCGCAGCGCCCGCCGGCGUCUUGCUUGUGCCACGCACAGCAACAGCAACAACAGCAACAACAAGAAGCGCGGUCGUAGGGAUUCUUUUUGCGUUUUUACGAAACCGCCACGGUAAGGCGCUUAGCCCUGACCCGCGCUGUGCGGUACGCCGAACUCGCUGGCGCCCCCCCCCCCCCCGCCACCGGGCGAUGGGGGAAUUAUUUAAUUGCUGGCACCGCUCUCGCUUUGCGGGACGGCGGAGUGAGCGAGUCCCGGUGUCAGAAUUGGUGGGGAGGGGGGGAGGAGGCCCUGGCAAAGUGGGCUUGCUCAGCGAUCGCGUGCACUACUUUAUACGACGUUACACGCGGGAGAGUCACAGCGGCAGGCGCGUGUUUAUUUUUUUUUUGCCGGCCGUAAAAAAAUUAUAUCGUAAGGGGGAAGCCAGAUCGUCGCCUUUUAAAGUUUUGUACUCGAUGUUUUCAUCCUCCUGCUUGUACAUAACGUGAUCUUUAGUGGGUUUUUAUUUUUUGGGUAAGUGACCGUCUCCAGAUUUACCCAGCCGAGCCGUUGAGCGCGGCAGGACUAUCGCCAUAGAGUUCUAUUAAAGUAAUAUUAUUUUCCACACUUCCACGGCACGUCAUUAUUUUCAUGGUUUUAGCGAGCGGUUUUGUCGUCUGCGUCGGAACGUCACGCUUUCCGAGCCCAUAAUCUUUCGGUCACCGGGCGAUUUGGACGUUGUCGGGAUGUCCGCAUAAGUAGAAAAAAAAAAUGGGAAAACUGAUUUCUGCUGGAAAUAGUUGGCCGAUUGUGGUUAGAGUGGAGCUAUUAUUUCUUAUAAAAAAUGUAUAGAAAAAAAUUUAAGUAUAGCUCUGAAAUCAUGCCAAAGUGUAUUUCGUUAAAAAAAACAUGCUUCAGCGGUGGCUUUUCCUGUGAGGAUGGAGCGCGCUUUUCCGCGUGCUCGCUCCUGCAAAGAGGUCGCGGUUAACGCAUCACCUGGCCACGCCCCCCACGCCCCACGUGCCCCACGCCCCCCACGCCCCCCAUGCCCCACGCCCCACACGCCCCCCACACGCCCCACGCGCCCCACGCCCCCCACACGCCCCACACGCCCCCCAUGGGGACGAUUCCGCCGUCUUGGUUGCUGCCUCCACCAGGACGCAGAAGAAGAAGAAUCCUCCAGAAGGACGACGGCCAAUUUCGAGUCUCUGGGCCGAACAGCACCCCCCCCACCACCACCACCACCACCCCGGGCACGGUGCUCGACAAACCAGGAUCCUUGCUGCGCGGAAGAAAAAAGCGACGUUUCGGUGCGAAAACACAUGGCCUUGUGGUGAACAAAGCCGAAGCCCUGCUGUCGCCUAGGCCGGUUCUGUACAAUUACGUUUUCAGGCGGUUCUGUGCGUCUUUGGGAGGACCUCGUCAUGUCUGUGAAGCUCAGCAGGGUUGGGCUUCGUACCUUUGGUGGGAUAACAACCGCGGGGCUCGCCACGUGUCGCUGGGAGACGUGUACGGCGGUGCCGGGUGUUGCCUCGUGCGAUGUGUGGCGCCGGGUUUUUUUUUUUGGUCUCUCCGGGCUCUCCCAGUUUCCUGCCACGCGAAGGCGAAUGCUCGCCGACGGAAUUGGCCAAACAUUCCUGUGCGACGCCGGGGACCUCUUUGCAGUGGAGGUCUUGAGACUCGUUGUUGGACGAGGCUUCCCCGGGUGAAUGAUUCCAGAGGGUGGUUGGCAGGACUUUUGAGUUUCGGGGCUCGCUCGUUUGGGUAGCGAACCGGUGCAGUCGGCCCGGUGGUUUUGGGUAAAGGUGGCGCAGGAUUCGUCGUCGGCAACGGGAUCGCAUGGGUCGCGUCAUGUUACCGGCCAACAAAUUGCCGCUUCUGGCACACCACAUCCCAAGUGUGGACCUCUCGCUCUGGAUGUGGCUCUUGGGUCAUCUACCACCGUCCCAAAUCUACCGACGGAAAGUCGUUUUGGGUGAGGAAUUCAACCGUCCAUUCGCUUUUGAUUCGAGCUUGACUCAUUCGGAUUACCUCCGGUGAAAAGUACAGCAUUCCUAACAUUGUUUAAGAGCACUCGGUGGGGUUUUCGAGUUUGUAUUUGGUGAGGGCAGUCAAAUGGUCUACAAGGGGUGGAGGGCGGGUGAACGUGUGUGAAUGAGACUCGUUAGAAUAUCACGCAAAUACUAUUGACAUGUACAGCUUGUGAAAAGUGUAUUGAAAUAUUGCUAUAUUAUUUGCUGCACGUGUAUAUAAUGUAUAAGUACAUGCCAAGGUGCAGCCCUCAAUGUCCUGCCGACACACCGCGAUGCUGGUAGAAGGGCCUGCACUAGAAGGGACCUCUCAGAGAGCCCACUUUCAGUGGUUACAUAAUGUACAGCCCUUGGUCAAUCCACUGCUGGAUAUGAAGGCGGUUAUUUGACCAUGCUUCACCGCGCUGGUCAGUGCGCGGUUAACGAAGGCGGCAAGUAGAGACGCCGGAGCGUGUACAAGCUUCACGUCUUGAUUUUUUUUUUAUUUCACGGUGCAAGUUUGUGUCGGGCGCAGUAAUUUUCACCGCGUCGUUAUGGCCGUCUGAAACUCUUGUCAUAUAGGCACAAAGGGACCGGGUGCCCCAGCUAAAUCACGGCACGCGUCCUUGCAUAUUGGAGGAACGUGCGCAAGGUUUACCAUCGGGGUCUCCGUGCACCCGGUCGCCUUUUGUGUAAAGAGUCGCGAUCUGUAAAAUAAAAGUAACGCUUUUAACGUCGGCAUGUCUUUGUGCAUUUGCCAAUCCUCAAGCUAGUCUAAGCCGCUUCCACGCUCCCGUCGCUUCUCGCUGUGAUGUCUUCACUCGUGUUUUUUGUUUAGGUUUUUUUCAUUCUUUUUCCAUAAUCCUUUUGCAGAGUUCUAUGCAUGUAAUCUUCAGUUUAUUAUCUUCGCCUCGUUGUACGUUUCCUUUUCAUGUGUAUGUUGUGGUUUCACUCGGUUUGCUCUGCCUUCUAUAACACAGUAACAUUGCUAUGCUCAUUCAUCCACGAUUUAAAGUGGAGACAUUCGUUUCAUCAGUUUACGCCUUUGUGGAUAACUUGAGUGGGUUCGUAAUGGCCACGUCAACGCCACGCACGAAGCACUCCACCCGAAUUCAAGCUCUCGCUGUGACUGGGUGUCUGAGGAAUUCACUAUGGCCACGUCUCAUACACUUCGCCAGGAAUACAUAGUGUCCUGGCUUCAAGCCCUGGGGACCGAGUGUCUCAUUCUGUGUUCAUCAUCAUUAGUCGUGAUGUAUCCACUGCUGGAUGAAGGCCUCCCCUCGCCGUUGAAAUCUGUGGCCCUGCUAUACCAUUUUGGCUUGGGCCCGUCACCAACUUGACUUGCAAAUAAAACACGUGGUAAAGGUUCCAAUCAA